GGAUGCAGACUCGGGCUCUCCGCCGUGCAGGCCCAGCUGCCAGUCGACCCUAUCCACUCUGCGCUCAUGGCUUCUCCGAGCAAGGCAGUUAUUGUUCCCGGGAACGGAGGUGGGGAUGUGGCCACUCAUGGCUGGUACGGCUGGGUGAAGAAGGGGCUGGAGCAGAUACCUGGUUUCCAGUGUUUGGCUAAAAACAUGCCUGACCCAAUUACAGCUCGAGAGAGCAUCUGGCUGCCCUUCAUGGAGACUGAGCUGCACUGUGAUGAGAAGACCAUCAUCAUAGGCCACAGUUCUGGGGCCAUUGCAGCCAUGAGGUAUGCAGAAACACACCGAGUAUAUGCUAUUGUGUUAGUGGCUGCAUACACCUCUGACUUGGGGGAUGAAAAUGAGCGUGCCAGUGGAUACUUCAGCCGUCCCUGGCAGUGGGAGAAGAUCAAAGCCAACUGCCCUCACAUUGUGCAGUUUGGCUCCACUGAUGAUCCUUUCCUUCCCUGGAAGGAACAACAAGAAGUGGCUGACAGGUUGGAAGCCAAAUUGUACAGAUUCACUGACCGUGGCCACUUUCAGAACACGGAGUUUCACGAACUGAUCAGUGUGGUAAAGUCUAUGCUGAAAGUACCAGCAUAGACAGGAUCACUUCUGCUAUUUUGCAUUCCAAUAUAGGGGUAGAGCAAUGAUCAGGUUAUUAAUAGAUAAAAAUCAUCUAUUAUCAGAUGAUUAGUGGACACAUAAAACAGAUUAAAGUUUUGAAAAAACACCCACAAGUUCAGUAUUCAAACUAAGUUACAAACAGCAUUUCCAUUUUCCAUUGGAUCUCUGUCUCACAAACUACCAUGAACUAAAGUAGUAUUUUCCCCAUUUGAUUAGGGAUGUAAGGACAGUUUAACUACCUUUAUCUGUCCAAAGUGAGUGAGACAGAAGCAGAAUCCAGCUUUCCUGAUUCCCAGUCCAGAAUAAAACUAGUUUUGUGUAUGUUGUAGGAGUUGUACUCCUCUUUGAAAUGAACCUUUGUCUUAGGUGGCAGGGUGGGGUGGGGUGAAGAAAAUACUAAGGUCCAGAGUGUUGGCUUAGACCUCAAGACACUAGGUGUUUUGAGCUGGCCCAAAACAUUAAACCCAGACUAGGGCUUUCACCUUUGACCCCUGCCCUCCCUUCAAGCACGUUAGGGAGAGGGAUACAUAUGGAUCUAAGAGCCAGGGGUCUGCCAGAUCAGGCAGGGAACAGAAGCCCAGCCUGUACAAAUAUGUCAGCCCGGACAACUAGAUGUGUGGUGGGGAUUAGGACAGCACAGAGAACUUGUGCCCUGUCUAAACUGUUGCCAUCUGGGAAGGUGGCAGGGUGUUGCCAAUUUUCUGAUUUUUUUGAGGGAAAAACUUCAUGCAGUGUUUUUCAUAUCUAUGGACUAUAUGUUUAUUUAUAUACACAGUUCAUAUGUAUAUGAAUUAUACCCAGUACUUGUACAUAUGGAUUAUAUAAGUUGGCAACAACAACGUAAAUAAAUUUACAAACACUGCAAGACACACAAAGUCCAAGCCACCCAUUUGUGACCUCUGCCAUUAGGAUUACCCUAGCCACGUUCUUUAAAUAAUUCUCUGUAAGCCUGAGAAACUUCAUGUCAAAGGAUGAAAUCAUGGGAAUAAUUUAGAUUUUGUUACAAAAUUUUAAAGUACUUUUUAAUGUAAUCUUUCCAUACUUCAAAUUUUGUUCUGUAAAGAGUUCUGCCUUUUAAAUUCCCUAUUCCUUUAGCUUGCUUUCAAGCAUCAUUCCACUUUUCUUCUGAUCACACUCCUUCAAAAAAAAAUGCUUUUCCUUUCCCAACAUUUCUUGGCUGUUGUGAUUCCCAAGUAUUGACUCAAAACUAUUUCCAGUGACUUCAUACUUAAUGUUACAGAACCUGAUGCUUGCUGCAAAACUACGAAUUUCCUUACUAUUUAUGUCUAAAGGAGAUUCAAAGCCAUCAUUUUAACCUGAAAAGUUUUGGUUUCUAAAUUUAGUGCCCAAAGAAAAAAAGGAAAGACUCUAAACUUUUAAGAGCAGUUAUCUUUGGGGAAUGGGAAUUUUAGGUACAGUUUGAAGGAAGUCUCUUUACUUUGUACACCUGGGGAUUAUCGGAGUUUGUUAUAAUGAACAAUGAACAUGUAUUACUUUUAUAAUUAAAAUGACUACAUUUAUGACUACGUUUAAAACAACUUAUUUGAUAUAUUAGUGAGAAGCAAAUUAGAUAAAUCGAGUAAUAAUUUUUUUUUUGAGUAAUAAUUUUCUUAAAGACGUUUGAUUUGACCAAGCCUAUAACCAAAGUUUGAUUCUAUUUGUAUUAUUUGGAAUUAUUAAUUGUUCUUAUUCUCGGCCUUGUUUUUGGAAGUCUUUUUUCAACAAAUUACAAACUUAUACUACAAAUAACAGUUCUAAUAAUUUUGUUGUACUCUUUCUCCACAGGAAAACAAAUACAUACAAUUAAGAAAUAAUUUUGAAAUUCUUCAUUCCUAUAAUUAAUGUAGACCUAUAUGACUGCAAGGAUUGUGCUAAUAUGGUAGCCAAUAACCACAGGUAGCUAUAAAUUGAAAAUUCUGUUCUUUAUUCAAGUCUUCACAGUCACGAAGUGACUAGUGGCUACUUUUACUGAACAGCAGAUAUGGAAUACUAUCAUCACUAUAAAAACUUCUGUUGGACAGCAGUGAUCUAGUGCCUGUAUUUUUAUUUUUCCCUUACCCACCAUCUAAUAAUGAAUAAGAGUUCAAAGUAAAAGUCAAUCAACUUGAAA
Suricata suricatta (meerkat) is the source of this 2761-nucleotide messenger RNA. RefSeq names its product RB binding protein 9, serine hydrolase (gene RBBP9). Bases 67 to 627 code for a protein of 186 amino acids. Gene Ontology annotation, molecular function: hydrolase activity. The transcript is spliced from 5 exons. Lineage: Eukaryota; Metazoa; Chordata; Mammalia; Carnivora; Herpestidae. The record is from RefSeq and is a predicted model, not a curated record.